This is a messenger RNA of Diceros bicornis minor, 1894 nucleotides long. It is a transcript of the gene FAM151A, whose product is annotated as family with sequence similarity 151 member A. The record is from RefSeq and is a predicted model, not a curated record. The transcript is spliced from 8 exons. NCBI's taxonomy places the organism in Eukaryota, Metazoa, Chordata, Mammalia, Perissodactyla, Rhinocerotidae. The coding region runs from base 97 to 1866 and encodes 589 amino acids.
GCUGGAGGCUCCUGCCUCCCACUCGAUCCCAGCCGCAGGAGCCCCAGGGAACUCUGGCUGUGAGGAGUUGGGGGGCAUUCCUCUGAGAAGGUCAUCAUGGCCUGCAAGAAGGGGUGCUCCGACAGUCAGACCAAAUGGGCCCUUGCUGGCAGUGCCAGUGUGGCUCUGGUGUUCGCCAUCGGGAUGGUCCUGGGCUUCACACUGCAGCAGCGCAUCCAGCCAGGCUGUGAGCAGGGUUCGGCCUGCCGCCCCGACGCCGACAUGCUAGACUACCUGCUGAGCCAGGGCCAGAUCAACCAACAGGAUGGCCUGCUGGUCACCUGGUACCACGCUGCCAACAGCCAGGAGGAGAUGGUGGCUGCCCUGAGCAGCAACGCCAUGGUCCUGGAGGGGGAUGUCACCGUGGAAGGGCUCAAUACAGCCAACGAGACAGGGGUCCCCGUCAUGGCGCACCCCCCAGUCAUCCACAGCGACAACACCCUGCAGCAGUGGCUGGAGGCCGUGCUGGCCUCUUCCCAGAAGGGCAUCAAACUGGACUUCAAGAGCCUCAAGGCCGUGGGCCCCUCCCUGAACCUGCUGCGGCGGCUGACAGAGGCCGGGCGAGUCCGGAGGCCUGUGUGGAUCAACGCUGACAUCCUGAGGGGCCCCAACGUGCCCAACUCAGUCGAGGUCAAUGCCACACGGUUCCUGGCCUUGGUCCAGGAGAUGUAUCCUGAGGCCACCCUGUCUCCGGGCUGGACCACCCUCUACGUGCCCCUGUUCCCAAACGGGACAUACACCCGAGCCAUGGUGGAGGAGACGCAGGGGCUGGUGGGAGUGCUGCCACAGAGGGUGACCUUCCCCGUGCGGGCUGUCAUGGUGCGGGCUGCCUGGCCCCACUUCAGCUGGCUGCUCGGCCAAUCUGAGAGGUACAGCCUGACACUGUGGCAGGGUGCCUCGGAACCUGUGUCAGUGGACGAUCUCCUCUACAUCCGGGACAACAGCGCCACCCACCAAGUCUACUAUGACCUCUUGGAGCCUGUCCUGUCGCAGUUCAAGCAGCUUGCUGUGAAUGCCACACGGAAGCGAAUCUCCUACACGGGGGGCAGCCUGGUCCCUCUUCUCCAGCUCCCCGGGAGUGACGGUCUGAGCGUGGAGUGGCUGGCUCCUGACAUCCAGGGCAACGGAAGAACAGCAACUGUUCGACUCCCAGACAGAGAAGGCAUGAUCCUACUGACCGUUGGCCUCCAGGGGCCUGCGACUGGGGACCCCGUGCCCAUCGUGCGUGUCCCAGGUGGCCCUGCCCUGCCGCUGGAGUCCUGCCUGCUGCAGCUCGCCACACGCCCUGGACGCUGGGGUGUCCACUUGCACGUAGCAGAGCCCACAGCCCUCAGGCCGUCCCUGGCCAUGCUGGCCCACCUCUCCACCCUUGGCCAGCUGCCUCGGCCUGUGUGGGUUGGAGCCACAAUCUCCCAUGGGAGUUUCACGGUCCCUGGCCACAUGGCCGGCAGGGAGUUGCUUACAGCUGUGGCCGAGGUCUUCCCCCACGUGACGGUGGCACCAGGCUGGCCUAAGGAGGUGCUGGGCAGUGGCUACGGAGAACAGCUGCUCACUGAUAUGCUGGAGCUGUGCCAGGGCCUCUGGCAACCUGUGUCCUUCCAGCUGCAGGCUGGGGCGCUGGGCCAGAGCAGGGCUGGAGCUGUGGCCAGGCUGCUGGCAGCCUCCCCCCGGGCCACCAUCACGGUCGAGCACAGCCCUGCAGGGGGCAACUAUGCAUCUGUGCGGGCAGUGCUGCUGGCAGCCAGGGCCGUGGACAGGACCCGCGUCUACUAUAGGCUGCCCCAGAGCUACCGUGAAGACUUGCUGGCGGAUGUUGGCAGAAACUGACCACCCCGUAGUGCUGGGUUGGCGGCCC